Chaetura pelagica (chimney swift) is the source of this 2043-nucleotide messenger RNA. RefSeq names its product nephronophthisis 1 (juvenile) (gene NPHP1). Bases 1 to 2043 code for a protein of 680 amino acids. Gene Ontology annotation, biological process: protein localization involved in establishment of planar polarity. Gene Ontology annotation, cellular component: cytoplasm; cilium. Gene Ontology annotation, molecular function: protein binding. Lineage: Eukaryota; Metazoa; Chordata; Aves; Apodiformes; Apodidae. The record is from RefSeq and is a predicted model, not a curated record. The transcript has 21 exons.
AUGCGUUUGUUUCUCUUAUUAGCAAAACCCGUACCUUUCGGGCACUGGUGGCGGCUGGUGAAUCUCAUUAGGCGGGUGGAGGCGCUGCAGGCGGAGAGCGCGGCCCCGGCCCCCGGGCAACGGCAGAGCCUGUCGCUGAGAUGUAUGGAGCUGAAGAAAUUGGUGGAUGAGAAUACAAAUGCUCUUCAUUAUUUGAAAAAAGCUGAUGAGCCUGCACCUGUGGGGAAUUAUAACCAGAGGAAAGAAGAAGAAGAAAAGCUACUACAUAAACUCUCUCAGCAACUUCAGAAACUUGUUCUUACCUUGGAUCAGGACAAGGUGGCUAUGAAUGAUGGAGUGGCUGGGGAGAGCCGGGAAGAUCCUCAAACAGAAGACGAAAAUGGAAAAGAGGAUGAGAGUGAAGAUGAAGAAAGUAGUGAGGAGGAAGAGAGUGAAGAAACAGAUGAUGAUGAGGAUGAAUUGUUGAAUGAUCCAAAUGUUAAAGAAUGUGUUGCAGUUGGAAACUUCAGUGCACAGCAGGAAGGGGAUCUCGCGUUUACGAAAGGUGAAGUCCUACAUAUUCAUGAGAAGAAGGUGGAUGGCUGGUGGGUAGCUGAAAACUCCAAAGGGGAGAGAGGCCUCGUUCCUAGAACCUACCUUGCGGUCCGACGUGAAGAUAGUGAAAGCCAAGAGCGAAGUGGAGAACACAUCGAAGUGGUGGAUGAAACAGCAGAUGGAACUGAAAUUAAAAAAAGAACAGAUUCUCAUUGGAGCGCUGCAAGAAGAGCCAUUGCAGAGAAUGACACAGUAGAGGUACUGGCAACCAUAGGAGCAGUUCCUGCAGGAUUCCGCCUAUCCACACUUUUCCAGCUCUUAGAAGAAGGCAAUCAAUUUCGAGCCAGUUACUUCUUGAAGCCUGAACUUACUCCUUCCCAGUUGGCUUUCAAAGACUUGGUGUGGAACUCUGAAAAAAAUACUAUCUAUCCUCGACCGACUCGAGUGUCCCUGAUUGUAACGUUAUGUAGCUGUAAAAUGAUUCCCCUCCCUGGGGUCAGCAUCCAGGUUCUCAGUAGACACGUUCGAUUCUGUCUGUUCGAUGGCAAUCGGGUGCUGAGUAACAUUCACACAGUGAGAGCUACGUGGCAACAUAAAAAUCCUCAAACAUGGACCUUUUCUCCAAGAGUAACGGGCAUUUUACCCAGCUUGCUUGAUGGUGACUGUUUCAUAAGGUCCAACUCUCUGUCUUCAGACAUUGGUAUAUUAUUUGAACUUGGCAUCACUUAUAUUCGCCAUUCAACAGGUGAAAGAGGAGAGCUAAGCUGUGGCUGGGCAUUUCUGAAGCUUUUUACUUCUAAUGGAAUGCCUGUUCCCUCCAAGAUGUAUGAGCUGCUAAUACAGGGGGGUACUCCCUAUGAGAGAGGCGUUGAGGUUGGCCCAUCAAUAUCAAGAAGAGCAGGCAGUGGUGUUUUUCAUCAGUUUAUAGCACUCAAGAAACAGCCAGUGCUUGUGGUGAAACUGAGGUCAUUAAGUGCGCAGUCAAAAGACAUCCUGAAUUUGCUACCAGAAACAUUAAUUGGCAGCAUGUGCUACAUCCACCUCCUGAUACUUUAUCGACAAAUACUUGGUGAUGCACUCCUGAAAGACAGGAUAAGCGUGCAAAGCACAGAUUUAAUCUGUAAUCCUAUUUUAGCAACUUUCCCUCAACUCUUGGAUGAACCAGACCUGAUGGAUGCACUCCGGAGUGCUUGGGCAGAUAGAGAAAGAAAGCUGAAGAGAUCUGAGAAGAGAGAUCAAGAAUUUCUGAAAUCUCUGUUUGUCCUGGUGUACCACGACUCCGUCUUCCCUCUCCUCCAGUCCACCCUCCUCCCUGAGUACAGGUGGGCUGAGGAAGAGUCAGAAGCAUCUCGCUGGAAGGUGAUUGCUAACUUUUUGAAAGAGAGCCAAGAGAAUGAUGGUGCGCUUCAGUAUCUGCUGUCAUCAGAAAACACUCACAAAGCCUUUGAUAUUGCAGAGCUGGCUUACGAUUUCUUAGGAGAAGUGAGGAAAAACAAUCCUGAAAUAUGA